CUUCCUGUAUAAUGUAAACAACGUCAUAGUUUAGAAAUGGCCGCCGCUGACAGCAUCCGCGUGGUUGAUGAUGAUUAUGUGAAGAGAAUACAUAGUAGAAAUCCAUCAGGACAUUUACACAAGGGGCAUGGCAUUGUGGCGGCCACAGCAUCUAUUCCCAGCAAAUACCAGACUAUUGUAACAGACAAUGCUGAUAAGCGGGGAUUUCUAUCCAAAGCAAAAAGAUUCAAAUAUGAUGCAUUUAUUACAGAGGCACCAGGCCCAGGUGGUUAUGUUGGACAUGUUAAAAUGGACAAUAAUUCUACUUCAUUUUCUAAGAAAGGAACUGGAAGUUUUGCCUCAAAGUCCAAGAAAGGUCUGAAGUACCAGCUGACCAGUGCCCCAGGCCCAGGUAUCUAUGGUCUGCCAAGCAUGCUCCGUACUCAGCGGGAUUACAACCAGGCAACAUGUACCAGUGCAUUCCACAAACCGAUAGCCCAGACCUCAAACAAAACAGAGGUUCGACCGGGCCCUAAUCAGUACGAUAUAUUAAAAGUUAAAUAUGGAAAGGCAAACAAUGUGACCGCUAAUGCAGGAUUUAAAUCACAAACCAAAAGAGAAGUGAUAAAACUGGAUGACCAGGCUCGAAACCCUGCUCCAGGGCAUUAUGAUGUAAAGGAUGACCUUCUCCAUGACAGUGCAAAAGUUCCUCUCUCUAGUUUCAAGUCAAAGACCAAGCGACAGAUGCACGCAGAACCAGCUCCGGUGCCGGGUCCGGGUGCCUAUAGACCAGGAGAGGAAGUAGACCCAGCAAAGAAACAACUGUUCCCGAGGAAGCAUUAUCUGUGUAUAUCAGCCCCUGCGAUGCCCCUGCCCUCCACCCCUCCCCUACCUGGCCCUGGGAGCUACGAAGUGGUGGAUUAUGAAGGGCCCCCCAAACACUAUAUGUCCAGUGCUGCCUUUGUAUCUACGUGUAGCAGGUGGAAUGGAGCCGGUCAUAGCAUGGAACAGCCUGGGCCAGCCCACUAUCGACCUGUUGGCAAUGGGAAACAGUCUUUCAUCUACAAUGCAGCAGGAAAAUGGAUAUAGAGCCAUCGGUUACCGUGGAAACUGUGUGUGGGAGGAUGGCUGUCAGUAUAGGUGUGCUGUAUGUAAUAGAGAAGGUGUAUGUAUGUAUCUGUGACUGAAAGGGUGCACUAGAUAAAUCAGGUAGAGGAAGAGAGACUGGCUGAACUAACUAAUGGCAGGGAGGCUGGCUACCAUCUCUUAUGGCAGGGGGAGGCUGGCUACCAUCUCUAAUGGCAGGAAGGCUGGCUACCAUCUCUAAUGGUCGGGAGGCAGGCAACCAUCUUAAAUUGCAAGGAGGCUUGGUCACCAACUCUGGUAGGACAAAGACCUUUGGAGAGAUGUUGUCAGCCACAGGGACGGAGGCUGACUGCAAUGUAAAUUAAACAGGGGAGAGUGUUGACAGCAGAACCCUUAGGGAGUCAUCAAACAACAGUGAUCAUAAGACCUUGCAUUACUGGUGUGUGAACACAAGUUUAAGGUGUGAACAUAAUUCUUUGGCUGUACAUACAGGAUAUAUUAUACAUAUACUUUGUGAACAUCUAAGUGUAUUUUUAUGGUGCAGCAUGUCUGAUUGAUGCUAAAAAAAAAAAAAAAAACACAGAUCCUGGAGCUUUUAUCACUUUAUUACUGUAUAUACAUUGCCAAAAAUCCAAAUUAUAUAUUU
Messenger RNA from Mizuhopecten yessoensis (Yesso scallop), 1711 nucleotides. RefSeq names its product O(6)-methylguanine-induced apoptosis 2-like. The transcript is spliced from 9 exons. NCBI's taxonomy places the organism in Eukaryota, Metazoa, Mollusca, Bivalvia, Pectinida, Pectinidae. The coding region runs from base 37 to 1068 and encodes 343 amino acids. Gene Ontology annotation, cellular component: germinal vesicle; male pronucleus; female pronucleus. The record is from RefSeq and is a predicted model, not a curated record. Gene Ontology annotation, biological process: epigenetic programing of male pronucleus. Gene Ontology annotation, molecular function: histone binding; chromatin binding.